AUGGCGUUGAUCCCGGCAAUGCAAAUCCAUCUGCUUGACUGCAAGUCCACCAACUCCCUCAUCUCUAGCCUCGGCUCCAAUAGGCUGCAGCUCUGCAUGAUUGUGCUAGAACAUCUGCGGCAAACGUAUUGGAGUGCCAACGUCAUGUAUCGCCUGUUCCAAGGAGCACAUGAUGUUCUUAAGCAGUCUGCACCUGUUACGCGCCGAUCCUCUGUCGGACCAACACGACCUGCUGGUGAGGGUGAGGAUGAUACUGGGAUGGACAUGACCCUUGAGCCUGAAGCAUCAACGGAGCUUGCGGACGAGAUGACUUCCUUUUGGUUUGAUCCCUCUGCAAGCGGGCUUGAUCAGUUGCUCAGUCCCGGGUUCUCUCUUUACGAUGACAGGUUUCAAGACUUUGUUGCCAUGUAUCCUCUAACAUAG
Molecule: messenger RNA, 423 nt
Organism: [Torrubiella] hemipterigena
Lineage: Eukaryota; Fungi; Ascomycota; Sordariomycetes; Hypocreales; Clavicipitaceae
Source: the annotation of a GenBank genome assembly